Messenger RNA from Trichoderma reesei QM6a, 849 nucleotides. RefSeq lists its product as uncharacterized. NCBI's taxonomy places the organism in Eukaryota, Fungi, Ascomycota, Sordariomycetes, Hypocreales, Hypocreaceae. Gene Ontology annotation, biological process: protein N-linked glycosylation. The record is from RefSeq and is a predicted model, not a curated record. The transcript has 4 exons. Bases 1 to 849 code for a protein of 282 amino acids. Gene Ontology annotation, cellular component: oligosaccharyltransferase complex; membrane.
AUGCGAUUCUCCGUGGCCUCGACCGUUUUGGCGCUCGCCAGCAUCGCCUCUGCAGCCUCUUCGUGGACCUUUUCAGACGGGACCGUCCAGGUGACGUCCAAAGCCGGCAACGAUGCGGUAGCAAAGUUUUCGGGCGACAAUCGAGUGCAAAACAUCCUUACCCUGGGCCACCAGGACAAGCUCAAGGUGACGCUCACGACAAAGGAAGGGUCCCAGGCGAAGCGGCCGCACCAAGCGUUCCUGGUCGUGAAGGAGGCUUCUGGCCUGGAAGCACCCUUCCCCCUGACCGUGAAGGAGUCUGGCAAGGGAACAGUUGAAAUUACCCAAAAAGAUCUUCCCGUCCAAUUGCUUCUCUCUCAGGAGCCCCUCGAAGCCAGCCUUGUCCUGGGAUCCUUUGGCUCGACCAAGGGUUCCGUCACACCCGUUUUCGACCUCGCCGUCAAGCUGGACCCGGCCCCCGCUGUGCCGAGCUACGAGAAGCCGCUGCGAUAUGGCAAGCUCGCUGAGAUUCACCACAUCUUCCGGGCUGAUCCCAAGAACCCUCCCAAGAUGGUCUCGAUUGCAUUCUCACUCGCCGUGCUAGCUACCAUCCCGGCCCUGUUCAUCGGCUGGUUCGCCAUUGGAGGAAACUUUACCCAUGUGCAAAAGGCCCUGGGCAGCGCUCCCAUUUCGCACGUUGUCUUCUUCGGAUCAAUCGUUGCGAUGGAGGGCGUCUUCUUCCUCUACUACACCAAGUGGAACUUGUUCCAGACUCUGCCGGCGAUUGGUGUCGUCGGAGUGGCCGCCUUCUUGAGCGGAACCAAGGCACUGGGAGAAGUCCAGCGCCGACGAUUGGCUGGUGAGAGGUGA